AUGGCGGAACGUGGUGCACAUUUGAAAACUGCAGCUGCAGAUGACAGACCGUCGAUAUUCGAGGUCCUGGCGCAGGACUCCCUGAUGGGUGCUGUCAGACCCGCCAUGCGACACACUUGGUGGGGGGGUGUAGCUCUGUCCAUCUCCACUAGCCUUUCCGUGGGCGUGUUCUUCCUUCAGUUCCUCAAGUGGUGGUACUCCUCAGAGAACCAGAGCACCAUCAAGACUCUCACCUCCCCCAGGACCAACAGCGACUGACACAGCAAAGUAUGUCUGCUCUGCCACAAGGUCCGCACCAAUGACACUGUCCUCUCCACUUCUGGUUUUGUCUUCUGUUACCGCUGUAUCUAUGUCUAUAUCAAAGCAAAUCAGAGGUGUCCGAUGACAGGGUACCUCACUGAACUUCAGCACCUCAUCAAGAUUUACUCUUUCCCAUGA
Coregonus clupeaformis (lake whitefish) is the source of this 438-nucleotide messenger RNA. Its product is annotated as peroxisome assembly protein 12-like. The transcript has 3 exons. The record is from RefSeq and is a predicted model, not a curated record. Gene Ontology annotation, biological process: protein import into peroxisome matrix; protein monoubiquitination. Gene Ontology annotation, cellular component: peroxisomal importomer complex; peroxisomal membrane. NCBI's taxonomy places the organism in Eukaryota, Metazoa, Chordata, Actinopteri, Salmoniformes, Salmonidae. Gene Ontology annotation, molecular function: ubiquitin-protein transferase activity; protein binding; zinc ion binding.